Molecule: messenger RNA, 3117 nt
Organism: Ciona intestinalis (vase tunicate)
Lineage: Eukaryota; Metazoa; Chordata; Ascidiacea; Phlebobranchia; Cionidae
Source: RefSeq, a predicted model, not a curated record
UUCAUCUUUCAAGGACAUUCGACUUAUCAUUAGAAGAUUGCGGCUUCGACACGAUAUCAUUUCAUAACAAGGAAACCAAGAAAAUCAAAGUAAAUUGACAAAGCUAUACUGGAGAUCGCCUAAUCAACUGAAUUGUUCUUUAAGUCGUUUGCAAAGUUUCGUUGUUUUGUAAAAAAAUAUCUUUAACUGACAAAACGUUGCGAUGAAGGACAUUAUACUCGCUUUAGUUACAAGGGCUUUAUUCGCUGCUCAUGGCUUGAUAGCGAUAUGGCGGGCACAGACCGAGUGGAAUCAAGUUACUUUGUGGUUGCUGCUUAUACCUAUAGCAGCUUUGGUCCUUGAAGCUUUGUUCACUGUUGGUGUGAGGGGUGGCGAGGAAUAUAAAUGGAUCAGCCCAUGUGUUCUGCUUUACUUAUGUGGAGUGGUGCCUUCUAUUUGGUUCCUAGAACUAAAGAACUUGGACGUAAGGGGGGGAUACCAUUACUGCAAUGACCGCUUCUGGGGAAAAUUGAAAGAGCCGGGUUGUAUCGUUGCCUUCGAGAACGCUGCGUACGUUAACGUUACUGACAUCUACAAGAACGCUACCAUUGUAAAAGCUGCCUGUGCCGCUGAAGCAUUGUAUUUAGAACAAAAAUCUGCUAUCGAAAAAAACCUAUCGCUCUACACGACUAUUUCCCCUACAACGACAACCGAAGACAAUCAACUAUCAACAGUUGUGGGUGGAGAUUCUGACGUUGGCGGUAAAGUAGUGGGCACGAUAGAAGACGCGAAAAAAGCAAUUGAUCAACUGUUAAGUGGAGUCAACAUAUUCGAUCGAACAACUUGGGUUCUUGUAUUACAUCAACUUCUACUGUUCAUUCUAAUUAUCGGUAGAGCAUUACUACCCACUGGGGAAGGAAUAUCUCGAGACGAGUUGUCACAAUUGCUCCUUGUGUUUAUUGGAGUUGGUGCUGAUAUCUUGGAAUUUGUCACCGAAACUGUGAAGGAAGUAGCAGUGAGGUGCGACCGUCUGCUUAUCAUAUUUAUCAUGGGAUUUUGGUCGUGGAGCACAUUGCAAUUCACCUUCGUUCUAACGGCCGCAAAAGCUCGCCGCACAAGGGCGGUAGGGAUCUACGAUGGAGAAAGUGGGAUGAACUCGCCCGUGGUUGUUGUGGAGGAAUCAGAGAGUGAAAAGAGUGCUUUUAGAAAGUUUUUUGGCAACAUUGAAGUUUGGGGCAUCUUGUCCACGUUGAUCCUCCAGGAUGGUCCGUUCCUCGCCAUGCGUCUUUACAUCAUGAUAGGACGCAAGGUUGUGCACCAGAUGAUCGUGUUCUUUACAUGCAAGAACUGCUUGGUGGUGCUGCUACAGGUGUACAGACUCUCAAUCAUCGCCUUCGCGAAACCGGAAGAUGAAGAGGAGGAAGACGCGGAGGCGGAAUAUGCAAGAGGAAAGAUCGACCAAAUCAAAACACUCGCAUUGGCGAAAGGAAAAUUCAAGGCGGGCCUUAAAAAUCGCGCAUCUGCUGCUGGAGCUGCAGGUACAAGUUCUGGGAAAAAGUCACCCAUACCUGUCAGUAAAGUUUCUCCAAAAGUAGAAGUUACUUUGCCGAUUUAACUGCAAGACAGUUUAAGGUUUCUUAUAUCCUUGGUUUUGUUAAAAAGGGCGCCAUGUUGCCUAAGACGAUUUCACUUUUACUGUGAGCGCGACGAACGGUGUACAUAGCUUAACACCUGUUGAUUUUAUUUGCACACUUGAACUACGUCAACAUAUCGUGUCCUAUUUCAAAAUGGCGUCAACCUAUAUGAGUUGAUGAACAUUUUUUAUCUACAGUUCCUCGUCAAAAUAAUUUACCGUUAAAACACUUUCUGCAAUCGGCACACAUGCAUAUCGUUACACAGCAGGCUCUGCAUUUUUUCGAUUUCAACCGAAUUAACACUAUUUCUGAAGCAGGCCGCAAAUAAAUCUACGAUAAUUCACAUACAAAAAUACUGUAGGCUGCUACAAUAUACAACGCACUAAACUACACUCGAUAAGUAUACCCAAUAUUAUACGUUGGGGUAAGAUGGUUCAUGUUUUCAUUCUCUUUUUUCGCCCCAUUUGGUUGUACAAGACUAUAUCUACAAAAUCAAAUAAACGACCUAAAAAGAACGGUGAUAAUUCCUAAAAAAACACAAUUAAGAAAUAUGAGAUAUCAUGAUAAUCAUGUACUAAAGGUAUAAGUUGUCCACAUCUAUACUAUGUAUCCUUCUACGAAACCUCUAAGAUUCUCAAGGUUAAAAUAAGCAUGAACGUGUUUUAUUUUUUUGUACAUAUUGCACUAUAGUAUUUAUUGCACCUAUUAGUUUAUAAAUGUACGAUAGACUAAAUAUCGUGUCAGUUAUAAAUCCUCGUUUUAAAAUAAACUGCAAAUCAAAACAAAUAUAGUUUUUUAAAUAGCAUGGCGCUGUCCCCUUUGAAGACGUAUCUGCCUUUGGGCAGGACACGGAAAUAGCUCCAACAAAGUUGUCACUAAUGGGAUAGCCAAAAACAACAAUCGCCAAAGUUUUAUAUAUGGUAACUCAUACGCGGGCACGACGAGGUGUACAAAAUAUGACACUCGUGUCAUAUCUAAGCGAAAUAUUUUGAUUGCAACAUCUAAUUGCUGCAAAUCCGACAAGAAUGUCUAUGUUUAUGUAAUUUAUAAAUAAAGUUCUAAUUCUUUUGCCGAAGCGUUUUAAAUUUCAUGUUAAACACUCGAGCUGUAUGACUAUUGUCAUUACACAAUACCGGCACGUGCACUGUACCGCCCUUCUCGAUUGUAGUAGUACCAUUCCCCUAUUGUCUCAUAUACACUCGAAUCUCCUCGUGGGAGAUAUAGGCUCGUCGGCGUGUGGGUAUCCGUUUCAUUAUGACCUUGAUUACUCAACAACUCGUUUAUGUCUGAUGUAUACAUGUACACUAUACUGUCAUAUAUACAUAUGCUGUAAGGUUGAGCACCGUCAGAGUUUGCACGAUUUUGUGUUCUACUGUUCUUUUUACUUUAACGCGUUUCUAGCGAAUUUUGUCUUAUAAUGGUUCGAUCUCCCAGAAAAUUUGCAGGUGUAUUUGACUUAUUUUUACUGAAGCGUCCGCAGUUAAAUAGCAAUAAAUGACAUUAU